AUGUCGGGAGUCAGGAACCUCCGUGCCAUGUUCGAACAGAAGGGUGAGAACACCCCUCCAGAUCGUGGAAGAUCUCCUGGUCCAUCCGGUAUCUCAGUUGGGUCUCCCUCUCCUUCUCAUUCGCCUCGCCCGCUUUCCAAGGUUCGGACCACCUUUGUAGCAAUCGAAAAGGACGGCCGGGUAGGGUUGAGAAGAGAGCCCAGCGGAGACUCAGUCUCCGUAUCCAGUCGAAGACUCAGCGACGAAACAGACGCUAGUACACCACAACCGGUACCUGAGAAGCCAGAGGUUUUAACCGAGAGCAUGGCCAAGAAUGUUUCGGUCUUCAAGACGAAUUUGUCUGAAGAGUCUAUUCCAGAGUCGCCGAUCCCAACCGCUGCUCCUAAGUCUCCUGCAAAAUCCCCCCCAAAGAAGGAGAGUCGCAGUCCUUCUCUUGCCCCGAACCCAAAUCCGGACAAGGUGACAGAUGAGGAGGAAACGAAGACGAAACUGCUGCCAGGGAAUCCGACAGAGAAGUCGGUGUCAAGAGGGAGUAGCAUAGCGCCAGCGAGUGGACGUACUAGCGUAUCAACAAAUGGUAGCAAGACAAAGACCGCGACCGCCACAAAGCCUGUUCCAAAAGCCAUUUCGACCGCAGCCAAAUCUGUUUCUAAGGCUCCUAGUACUGCAAAGAAGAAAUCGACACCUGCUUCGUCUAGGGAGCGCGAUGCCCCAAAAAAGGCGGCCACUACGGCUACCACAAAGCCGGCGGCCACUUCUAGCAAGAAGCCAACACCCAUUGAUCUUCCUCCUUCGGGAGCCGGAUUUUUACCUUUGUCCAUUACGGCGCCUACUGCGUCUUUUGCUUCGAAGCUCGGAAACGGCACCGCAGCUCAUCCUCCCAGGCAAUCUCUCUCGCGAGCUUCCGGUAACGCUCAGCAUCUUAACGUGAGCUCCACUACGCAUAGUACCACCUCAACUACCAGGGGGUUAAAACGCGGGAAUUCGGCUGGCGGUCGAGCACUGUCCAAGGACCACCCAAUUAUCAAGAGAGAUGGCCAUGUCGACGAAAGUUUUCUCGCGCGGAUGAUGCGACCGACACAAAGCAGUUCUAGCAAAACCGCGGAAAAGGUGCCGGUGACACCGCCACGAAAGCAGAGCACACCAUCAAGUGUUCAGAGGAAGGCUGAGGGAAGUGCAAAGAAAUCAGCAGCAGUAGAGCAUGCAAAGCCUGCUGACAAGAAAUCCCCGACGGCAGAGGUUGCUCAGGUUGUCGUCCAGACUGAGACAGCAGAAGUAGCUAUUGAGACAGCCAAGAUUUCGACAGAUACUCUUUCCCCGGAGCAAGUGGCAGCAAUUCCUGCAGUCACCGAAGACACAGAGAAGGUUGAAGAUAUCGAGGAUUUGGUUCAGGAUGUACUAGAGCCUGCCGCUGAGAUUUACGCAGCUAAUAGCAAAACUGAAAACGUACAAGAUGAGCAACCCAUAUCCGAAGGCACCGAUGAGGUCAUUCUUCAGAGUGAGGCCGCUAGCACCACCGAAGAAGUGAAGGCUGAGGAGGAAUCCAAGGUGGAAGCUAUUUAA
Messenger RNA from Daldinia decipiens, 1563 nucleotides. RefSeq lists its product as uncharacterized. The transcript has 9 exons. Lineage: Eukaryota; Fungi; Ascomycota; Sordariomycetes; Xylariales; Hypoxylaceae. The record is from RefSeq and is a predicted model, not a curated record. Bases 1 to 1563 code for a protein of 520 amino acids.